Anguilla rostrata (American eel) is the source of this 3410-nucleotide messenger RNA. RefSeq names its product calpain 7 (gene capn7). The coding region runs from base 345 to 2792 and encodes 815 amino acids. Lineage: Eukaryota; Metazoa; Chordata; Actinopteri; Anguilliformes; Anguillidae. Gene Ontology annotation, biological process: proteolysis. The transcript is spliced from 21 exons. Gene Ontology annotation, molecular function: calcium-dependent cysteine-type endopeptidase activity. The record is from RefSeq and is a predicted model, not a curated record.
ACCCCGCCUCCCCCCGGACACGGAAGUAGAAUGACGGAGUGUGUUGUGAUUAAAGUUUGUAAGGUGGAGAAAAUGGAGAAUCUUAAUAUAAGGUGUUGACGGCUAUCGUUAAACAUUUGUUACAUCGAAAUCACAGCCAUACACGCGAAUACACUGGUAUUUAACUUUUUUGUAUCUAAGGUAAUUAUGUGAUUUAUGACCAUCGCAGUGUUGUCAUCGUCGACACGACGGAAGAUAGCAGAAAAUGGGACUCGUCUGUGUAUGAGUGAUUAUAAUCGCAUUAAUGACAGUGCCACAUUACACUAGAAAUAUACAUUACUAUCGUCGCUGACAAAGUCGCUGACAUGGAUUGUGCGGUGCUGGAACAAGAUGCCGUGAAAUUUGCCAAAUCCGCUGUCUUCUACGAUCAAAAGGGAAAAUAUAAUGAAGCUGUGUUUUAUUACAAGGAAGCGGCCCAAGCGCUGAUCUAUGCCGGCAUGGCGGGCUCUAAACUGGAGAAUAUCCAGGACAAAGUCAAUGAGUAUCUGGACAGAGUUGACGCUCUGCACACCGUAGUGCAGGCACAGAGCAGUGACCCCCUCAAAUCCAAGCAUCAAUUGGAUCUCGAAAGGGCUUAUUUCCUAGUGACCCAGGCCUUUGAAGAGGAUGAGAAAGGCAACAGUGACGAGGCAGUGGAGCUAUACACACAAGCUGUGGAACUGUGCAUUCAGGCGUCUAAUGAGACAUCAGACCAAGGCCUACAGGGGAAAUUGAAACAGCUGGCCCGCCAAGCUCUGGACCGGGCUGAGGGGCUAAAGGCCUCCAUGUCUAAAAGCACUCCACGGGAAAAAGCAGGACCCUCUGCACCCAAACCCAGUAACCCAGUGAGGCAGUACCUGCCCCUGGGCCCGGAUUUCUCCCUGCAGGACCGGACGCAGCCUGUGAGGUCAGCCCAGUCCAGUGAGCCUCAGGGUCAGCGGUACACAGCCGAGGAGAUCGAAGUGCUCAGGAGUACUUCCAGGAUCAAUGGGAUUGAAUACGUGCCGUUCAUGAGUGUUGACCUGAAGGAGCGUUUUGCAUUUCCCGUUCCAUUCACAGACAAGCGUGGCAACCUGGCCCUGUCCCCCAAACAGAAAGCCAUCUUCUCGCGUUGGGUUCGGCCUGACGAUAUCUGCAACAGCCCCACAAUGAUUUUCACUGUGUCCAGCUUCAGCAUCAAACAAACGGUUGUGUCAGACUGCUCGUUUGUCGCAUCUUUAGCCAUCAGUGCAGCGUAUGAGAGACGCUACAGCAAGAAAUUAAUAACCAGCAUCAUCUAUCCGCAGAACAGGAAAGGAGAGCCAGAAUACAACCCCUGCGGGAAAUACAUGGUCAAGCUGCACAUUAAUGGCGUCCCCAGGAAGGUGAUCAUCGAUGACUACUUGCCUGUGGACCGCAACGGAGAGCUGCUGUGCUCCUACUCCAGCAACCGGAACGAGCUAUGGGUGUCGCUCAUUGAGAAGGCUUACAUGAAGGUGAUGGGAGGGUACGACUUCCCCGGCUCCAACUCGAAUAUUGAUCUGCACGCUCUCACCGGCUGGAUUCCGGAACGCAUCGCUAUGCACUCAGACAAUCAGUCCUUCAACAAGGAUGACACCUUCCGCAUGCUCUACCAGAGGUUUCACAAGGGCCAUGUCCUAAUCACCACGGCGACUGGGGUGAUGACAGAUGAGGAGGGCGAGCGGUGGGGCCUGGUGCCAACACAUGCCUACGCCGUGCUGGACAUCAGGGAGUACAAGGGCAAACGCUUCCUCCAGCUGAAAAACCCCUGGAGCCACCUGAGGUGGAAGGGGCGCUUCAGUGAGCGGGAUGAGAAGAGCUGGACCCCCGAGCUGCUCAAAUACCUCAACUUUGACCCCAAGACCGCACAGAAAUUUGACAACGGCGUCUUCUGGAUCACCUGGGAAGACCUUUGUCAGUACUACGAUGUUGUCUACUUGAGCUGGAGUCCUGCCCUGUUCAAGGAGUCUUCCUGCAUCCACAGCAGCUGGGAUGGAAAGCAGGGACCCGUGAAGGAUGCCUACAGCCUAGCCAACAACCCUCAGUACAAACUGGAGGUUCAGUGCCCACAAGGGGGCGCUGCAGUCUGGGUGCUACUCACUCGGCACAUCACAGACAAGGACGACUUUGCACAAAACCGGGAAUUUAUCACCUUAGUUGUGUACAAGACAGAUGGGAAGAAGGUUUACUAUCCCACUGAACCUCCUCCCUUUAUUGACGGGAUUCGGAUCAAUAGUCCGCACUACCUGACUAAGAUGAAGCUGACCAGUGGAGGGACCCACACCUUCACCCUGGUGGUCUCUCAGUAUGAGAAGCAGAACACAAUCAACUACACGCUGAGGGUGUACUCUGGAUGCAAGUUUAAUUUCUCCAAGAUCCCAACACCCUUCACUCAUUCAAAGAGGAUAAACGGGCAAUGGAAAGGAGCUAGUGCUGGGGGGUGUGGGAACUACAAAGAGUCUUACAAACACAACCCCAUCUACCAGUUCAACCUGGAGAAAGCAGGGCCUCUGCUGAUUGAGCUGAGAGGGUCCAGGCAGUACAGUGUUGGGUUUGAGGUCCUGACCGUGUCCACUGUGGGAGACCCAGGACCCGCUGGCUUCCAGAGGAAAAGCAGUGGAGAUUAUCGGUGUGGUUUCUGUUACAUGGAGGCUGACCAUGUUCCGGCUGGCGUUUACAACGUCAUUCCUACCACGUUCCUGCCCAAGCAGGAGGGUCCGUUCUUUUUAGACUUCAGCAGCGCUUCGCCCCUCCGAGUGUCCCAACUCCAGUGAGGGGUGCCCUUGUCCUCAGGAUGCCCCAGCUGGCCGAGGCGGUACCCAAUACCUGAAGGUCAAUGCAUGGCCUCCCCUCGUCAGCCUGUGCAGGACACACGGGCUAUAGGACACACUCGCUUGGCAUGGUGGAGUCAAGCAUUUCACUGGACAGAGCAGCGGAUUUUAUUAAACCAAAAAAAAAAAGAUUCAGGACAAUAGAACUUCCUAUGCGGCUGUUGGACGGAGAGAAAAUCAUUUGUCUUGCCAUAUAUGGUAUGAUUAUACCCCCUUCAUAAUGUGCUAUUUUCAUUGAUUUUACUGGUUCCACCAGCAUGACAACUAUGUUCCCUGACUUCAUUCAAAUUAAUUAAAUAGUGUUCAUUCACAUUUAGUCUAGUGUACCAGAGGCUUAGAGCCUUUCCAGUGCUUAUCAGAGGCUACCACAGUGUGAGGAUAAAUUGAUUCCACUGUAACAAAUGAAGUGAUAUAAAGGGAAGCAUUCAAAACUGGCUGUGCUAGCUUUUCUCAGGAGACAGAAACAAACACAGGGAGCUGUUUCUUGAAGACAAUGUCUGCUUUUGCUCAGUGGCUUAAAUACUGCACUUAUUUGCCCAAUGUAUAAACAUGCAUACAUUA